GAAACACCCUCUACUUCAUCACAACAACAGAUGACUGAAGAAAAUGUGACCUCGACACCGGAACAUAGACAUAUUGCAGAGUCCGACGUAGGACAUAUUGAAGAACUGACAGAAUCGGAGAGGAUUCAAAACACAGACAGCAAUGGAUCAACACAUGGAAAAGGAAAUGUGUCUGAAGCAGCCGAAGACAAAAGUAGCGUAAAAGUUUUGCCUACAAUUGCUAAAAUUUCACAAGGUAUUACUCGUGAAGAGAUCACAAAGGUGAAGUCAUCCGCGCUUGGCAUAACCUACAGCAUGUGGGACUUCGGAGGACAAGAAAUUUACUACAUCACACAUCCACUUUUUCUGUCAUGGCGGUCCCUUUACAUUCUUGUUAUCCCGCUACACCUGGAGCUGAGCGAUAAAGCACCGCGUGAAGAAGGUGACCAAGAACAUUUAGAAGGGUCUGCUGUAAGAACACAUCGUACCAUUCUGGAAUUGAUACAUUUCUGGCUGAUGUCAGUCUACACCCAUGCAGUACCAGAUUCUAAUCUAGACUCAACAUAUGAACCAAAGGUCUUGUUAAUAGGAACGUUUGCGGGUAAAGAGGGCCCGGUAAUCAACGAGGAGAAGGUCACGGCCAAAUUCCAAGAACUGAAGGACCGGUUAGGAUCCAACCCCUAUUGGAAGCAAGUUCUCUCUCCCAUGCUUGGGAUUGACAAUCAAUUUUCUGAAGACUCUGAAGUGAAUACAAUUCAAGAUCGCAUUGAUGGACUCAUACAGGACUCAGAGUAUAUGAAAGUUCGAAAGCCAACUAUGUGGAGAACAUUUUUAACUGAGAUAGAGAGCCGUGAUCUAAACAGCCUAACAGUGACUGAGGCACGCCCGAAAAUGGAACGUUUGGGAAUCAACAAAGACAAAGUGGAUGAUGUUCUAAAGUUCUACCAUGACAUAGGACACCUGAUAUAUCACCAGGGAUGUGAGCUUAUUGUACUAAAGCCACAAUUUCUGAACAGCAUCGUCAGUAAUAUCAUUACAGUCAUCGAUGACAAGAAAAUGGGAGGGGACCUACGCGAAUAUUGGAGAAAUCUCAAGGGAAAGGGUGUUCUUAGUAUAGAAUUGAUCGAAGCUGUCUUGAAGGAACAAAACGAAGACCAUGAUCAGCUCGAUUACAUAAUUGACAUGAUGAUCAAGUUUGAUCUGAUCUGUGAAAUACCAGAUAUGUCUGGUGUGGGUUAA
Messenger RNA from Strongylocentrotus purpuratus (purple sea urchin), 1218 nucleotides. Its product is annotated as probable serine/threonine-protein kinase pats1. The coding region runs from base 31 to 1218 and encodes 395 amino acids. Lineage: Eukaryota; Metazoa; Echinodermata; Echinoidea; Camarodonta; Strongylocentrotidae. The record is from RefSeq and is a predicted model, not a curated record. The transcript has 11 exons.